This is a messenger RNA of Hemibagrus wyckioides, 1985 nucleotides long. Its product is annotated as transmembrane protein 50B. Bases 301 to 777 code for a protein of 158 amino acids. The record is from RefSeq and is a predicted model, not a curated record. The transcript is spliced from 8 exons. Gene Ontology annotation, biological process: protein targeting to vacuole; late endosome to vacuole transport via multivesicular body sorting pathway. NCBI's taxonomy places the organism in Eukaryota, Metazoa, Chordata, Actinopteri, Siluriformes, Bagridae.
UGGCCAAUCAACGCGCAGGAGGCGGUGCUGCGGUCCAAAAACAGACCUCGCGUUUGAAGGACGUGGUGGCGCCGUGUGUCCAGAGUGGAGGUGAUUUACAGCUCUUCAGUGGAGUGUCUUCUCAGAGCACAGCAGGGCAGAUCUUCUACCUAAAGAGCGGCCUUCUGGGAAACCCUCGCCUUUACUGGUUUAACCCCUGAUAGAUGUCAUAAUUUGAUGACCAAAUUCCACUUGAAAGUUGUUUAGUGAGCCGAACACACCGAGGUCAGGAGGUAUAGACGCUGGAGGCCGGAGACAGACAUGGCCGGGUUUCUGGAUAACUUCCGCUGGCCCGAGUGUGAGUGCAUCGAGUGGGGAGAAAAGAGGAACACUGUGGCCUCCAUCGUGGCUGGUAUUCUAUUUUUUACAGGAUGGUGGGUUAUAAUCGAUGCCGCUGUGAUUUACCCAAAACCAGAGGAUCUAAAUCACGCUUUUCACACCUGUGGAGUUUUCUCUACUUUGGCUUUUUUCAUGAUUAAUGCUGUGUCUAAUGCUCAUAUCCGUGGGGACACGUACGGAGAGGGCUGCCUCGGACAGACAGGUGCUCGUGUUUGGCUCUUCAUCGGCUUCCUGGUCAUGUUCGCCUCUCUCAUCGCCUCAAUCUGGAUCUUGUUAGCAGCUUAUGUUGCACCAGGACUUCCUGUGUAUCCUGGACUGUGUGUGUUCUUCCAGAACUUGUUAAUAUUUUUCAGCUCUCUGGUCUACAAGUUUGGACGAACUGAAGAUUUAUGGGGCUAAGUCGUGCCAGUUCAGCUAAACCCCUGAUGUCUAGUUUGCACCCUCAGUCCUCAUAUUGACCUCAGGUAUAUUUCAGCAACAUUCUGGAUGCUGACUGAAUUUUCAUAUCCAGACUUUGAAAAAUUUAGUGUAGUGUUAGAGUAUAGAGACAUAACACAUCAUCUCAGGUUUUGUUUGUAUGUAGCUUAAGAAAAGAAUAUUUUUUUUAAAAAUAAUUGUUUUAAAUAGUUUUUGUUGAACUUCCUUUGAAAAUCCAGUUUAUAUUUUAAGCUGGAAUUACCCUAAAACCUUCUCAUGUUUAAUCAGCUCCCUGUAAAUGUAUUGCCCAGUCGCUAGAACCAAAUCCUGAAUCAUUUUCAAGUGGUGUGAUCUUUUUUUAUUUUGUAUAUUUUUAUAUAGCUAUUAAAUGAACGACUGCCACUAAUGUAGCAACUGUUAGUAGACAUUCAUGCAUUCUUCUUUCUCUCAUCAUUGUGCUGCUUUGCACAUGAAAAUAUCUUAAAUAUGGGCAAAUUUAUCUGAUAUUAUUUUACCAAUAUUUUUUUAUGAGCUAUGUAUAACCACAUAGUUCCACAUAGGCAGUAGUUUCAGCACUAAUUUGCUUUUCAUUUGCUUUCAUUAAUGUGCUCAUUUCCAUAUGUUGUUUCUAUAGUAACAUCUUGUACACUCAACAUGCCACAUAAUGUAAAUGUCAUAAUAAACAGAUGCCUAAAUAAACGUGCUUCUUUUUUGUGACGGAGAGAGAGACAGAGAGAGAGACAGACUGUGAGACUGAGACUGAGAGAGAGACAGACCGUGAGACUGAGACUGAGAGAGACUGAGACUGAGGGAAACUAGAGGGAAAACUUUCUCUUAUUCUGCUAAUAUUCCAACCUGCUAAAAGCAUAACUAAGAGCAGUGCAGAUGAUUAUUGACUACAAUUAUUGAUUAUUCUAAUCAACUGGUGGAUCAGACGCGUUUUUAAAUCUCUGCUAGCUCCAUGAGCACAGAGUCAAUAUGAUGCAUGAUGCCAUCGUUUACAGUAUACUAGUGACAAUGUACAGUUUUGCUUUUGUCAUGUUCGUGUUCAUCUACAGAUUUGUGUAGAAACUGUAAUAUCGUAUUGUACAAGUCUUAAUAAAACCAUUCAUUUGGAGUUUAAUACUGCUCCAUUUAAUUUCAAUAUUUCAUCAAAGUGAAAUUCAACAAUAAAAUACAUUUAAUAUUUA